Molecule: messenger RNA, 2481 nt
Organism: Schistocerca serialis cubense
Lineage: Eukaryota; Metazoa; Arthropoda; Insecta; Orthoptera; Acrididae
Product: axoneme-associated protein mst101(2)-like
Exons: 1
Coding region: 1-2481 (826 amino acids)
Source: RefSeq, a predicted model, not a curated record
AUGCGAAGGCAAGGAGAAAAAGGCGAUGCGAAGGCAAGGAGAAAAAGGCGAUGCGAAGGCAAGGAGAAAAAGGCGAUGCGAAGGCAAGGAGAAAAAGGCGAUGCGAAGGCAAGGAGAAAAAGGCGAUGCGAAGGCAAGGAGAAAAAGGCGAUGCGAAGGCAAGGAGAAAAAGGCGAUGCGAAGGCAAGGAGAAAAAGGCGAUGCGAAGGCAAGGAGAAAAAGGCGAUGCGAAGGCAAGGAGAAAAAGGCGAUGCGAAGGCAAGGAGAAAAAGGCGAUGCGAAGGCAAGGAGAAAAAGGCGAUGCGAAGGCAAGGAGAAAAAGGCAAUGCGAAGGCAAGGAGAAAAAGGCAAUGCGAAGGCAAGGAGAAAAAGGCAAUGCGAAGGCAAGGAGAAAAAGGCAAUGCGAAGGCAAGGAGAAAAAGGCAAUGCGAAGGCAAGGAGAAAAAGGCAAUGCGAAGGCAAGGAGAAAAAGGCAAUGCGAAGGCAAGGAGAAAAAGGCAAUGCGAAGGCAAGGAGAAAAAGGCAAUGCGAAGGCAAGGAGAAAAAGGCAAUGCGAAGGCAAGGAGAAAAAGGCAAUGCGAAGGCAAGGAGAAAAAGGCAAUGCGAAGGCAAGGAGAAAAAGGCAAUGCGAAGGCAAGGAGAAAAAGGCAAUGCGAAGGCAAGGAGAAAAAGGCAAUGCGAAGGCAAGGAGAAAAAGGCAAUGCGAAGGCAAGGAGAAAAAGGCAAUGCGAAGGCAAGGAGAAAAAGGCAAUGCGAAGGCAAGGAGAAAAAGGCAAUGCGAAGGCAAGGAGAAAAAGGCAAUGCGAAGGCAAGGAGAAAAAGGCAAUGCGAAGGCAAGGAGAAAAAGGCAAUGCGAAGGCAAGGAGAAAAAGGCAAUGCGAAGGCAAGGAGAAAAAGGCAAUGCGAAGGCAAGGAGAAAAAGGCAAUGCGAAGGCAAGGAGAAAAAGGCAAUGCGAAGGCAAGGAGAAAAAGGCAAUGCGAAGGCAAGGAGAAAAAGGCAAUGCGAAGGCAAGGAGAAAAAGGCAAUGCGAAGGCAAGGAGAAAAAGGCAAUGCGAAGGCAAGGAGAAAAAGGCAAUGCGAAGGCAAGGAGAAAAAGGCAAUGCGAAGGCAAGGAGAAAAAGGCAAUGCGAAGGCAAGGAGAAAAAGGCAAUGCGAAGGCAAGGAGAAAAAGGCAAUGCGAAGGCAAGGAGAAAAAGGCAAUGCGAAGGCAAGGAGAAAAAGGCAAUGCGAAGGCAAGGAGAAAAAGGCAAUGCGAAGGCAAGGAGAAAAAGGCAAUGCGAAGGCAAGGAGAAAAAGGCAAUGCGAAGGCAAGGAGAAAAAGGCAAUGCGAAGGCAAGGAGAAAAAGGCAAUGCGAAGGCAAGGAGAAAAAGGCAAUGCGAAGGCAAGGAGAAAAAGGCAAUGCGAAGGCAAGGAGAAAAAGGCAAUGCGAAGGCAAGGAGAAAAAGGCAAUGCGAAGGCAAGGAGAAAAAGGCAAUGCGAAGGCAAGGAGAAAAAGGCAAUGCGAAGGCAAGGAGAAAAAGGCAAUGCGAAGGCAAGGAGAAAAAGGCAAUGCGAAGGCAAGGAGAAAAAGGCAAUGCGAAGGCAAGGAGAAAAAGGCAAUGCGAAGGCAAGGAGAAAAAGGCAAUGCGAAGGCAAGGAGAAAAAGGCAAUGCGAAGGCAAGGAGAAAAAGGCAAUGCGAAGGCAAGGAGAAAAAGGCAAUGCGAAGGCAAGGAGAAAAAGGCAAUGCGAAGGCAAGGAGAAAAAGGCAAUGCGAAGGCAAGGAGAAAAAGGCAAUGCGAAGGCAAGGAGAAAAAGGCAAUGCGAAGGCAAGGAGAAAAAGGCAAUGCGAAGGCAAGGAGAAAAAGGCAAUGCGAAGGCAAGGAGAAAAAGGCAAUGCGAAGGCAAGGAGAAAAAGGCAAUGCGAAGGCAAGGAGAAAAAGGCAAUGCGAAGGCAAGGAGAAAAAGGCAAUGCGAAGGCAAGGAGAAAAAGGCAAUGCGAAGGCAAGGAGAAAAAGGCAAUGCGAAGGCAAGGAGAAAAAGGCAAUGCGAAGGCAAGGAGAAAAAGGCAAUGCGAAGGCAAGGAGAAAAAGGCAAUGCGAAGGCAAGGAGAAAAAGGCAAUGCGAAGGCAAGGAGAAAAAGGCAAUGCGAAGGCAAGGAGAAAAAGGCAAUGCGAAGGCAAGGAGAAAAAGGCAAUGCGAAGGCAAGGAGAAAAAGGCAAUGCGAAGGCAAGGAGAAAAAGGCAAUGCGAAGGCAAGGAGAAAAAGGCAAUGCGAAGGCAAGGAGAAAAAGGCAAUGCGAAGGCAAGGAGAAAAAGGCAAUGCGAAGGCAAGGAGAAAAAGGCAAUGCGAAGGCAAGGAGAAAAAGGCAAUGCGAAGGCAAGGAGAAAAAAGGCAAUGCGAAGGCAAGGAGAAAAAGGCAAUGCGAAGGCAAGGAGAAAAAAGGCAAUGAGAAGGCAAGGAGGAAAAGGCAAUGAGAAGGCAAGGAGGAAAAGGCAAUGA